AUGGCAGGUCUUCUGACUGAGGCCGCGCUGCAAGGCUCCCUGGUCCCUUCGACACCUCCGGCUCGUAGCCGUUCCGCCGACAGCACCACUAAAUCAGCAUACACUCCUCCUCCAAUGUCUACUAGCAUGACACCGCCCCCAUCUACACAACCACCGCGAUUCCACUCACCAAUGAACCGAAGCAGCAUCGGUCCCGCUGACAACUUGUUGGCUUCUCCGCCACACACAAUCCAACCCAAUGUUCUACAGGCUCUCCCAACGCAAGAUGCUAUUGACAAGUCUGCGGAUAUUGGGGAACUGCGGGAUAUGGCUCGAGACUUGAUUACUGUGGUACAGGAUGCUAGGACUUCUGCCGCACAUUUCAAACUUCAGUACAACCUGUUGUUGAUGGAAUCGGAAGAGGCAGCUCAACGCGCCGAAGUCGAACACCAGAUGACUCGACGGGAGAUGGAAGUUCUACAGUCUGCCGAGACAAAGAAUCGACCCUCGUUCUCUAUGAACUCUCGGUGUUCUCAACCACCGACAUUGCCACAAAUCGAGGCUUUGACCAAAACGUGCAGAUCGCUCGAAGAUGAGCGAGAUGAAGCCGAGCACCGACUUCAGCGAGCAAAGAAGUUGAUUGAGAUGGAAAAGGACAAAUUCGACCUAUUAAUGGAGGAGAACGCUCUGCUCAAGAAACGAAUUCGUGACAAUCGAGAACACUUUAGCCGUCUGAAAAGUCUCUCCCCGACAUACACCACCCCUCGCGACAAUUUCACCACCCCACAGCGAAAGAGUGUUCCACAAUUCCCUCAAAGCGCACCAAAUCAUUCAAACAUCGCGGCGCUGCUAGCCGCAGAUCAGGUUCUGAAUGGUGAAAGCAUUAGCGUACCAUCGACACCAACUCGAACCCAUACGUCAAAACUCAAGCGUGGCCAUACUCGAGGAGCACAUUCGCUAUCCUCACUUCACACCACUCCGGCUCAUCGUCGCUCUCUCACUCGUGACGGGUACCCUGAAUCGAUGAUUCCAUUCUCGGCCCCCGCUUCGCAACUUGUCACUGAGUCUGCCGAAAGAGAACGCCACGAUAGAGACAGCACCAUCUCGAUUUCGGACGCUGAGGAGAUUGACGAUGAUGUCCAACAAUCACAGGCCAGUUCACUGGCGAGCGAUAUGCUGCGACGGAAUCCUGCAAGUCAAGAAUCAUUGCGCUUGUCACAGAACGCCGAAAGAUCCAGCAAUCUUCUGCAGUCAAAACUUUUUGGGCCAGUCAAGAAGCGCACUCAGGGGCACAAACGCGGAUCUAGUUUUGGCGAACCUGACGUUAAGGUGAAGAAAGCAAAGCUAUCUCAAGGGGUUGGGCUGGGUAUUGAAUCCUGGAGUCAAGGUUAA
This is a messenger RNA of Exophiala aquamarina CBS 119918, 1371 nucleotides long. RefSeq lists its product as uncharacterized. Lineage: Eukaryota; Fungi; Ascomycota; Eurotiomycetes; Chaetothyriales; Herpotrichiellaceae. The transcript has a single exon. The record is from RefSeq and is a predicted model, not a curated record. The coding region runs from base 1 to 1371 and encodes 456 amino acids.